This is a messenger RNA of Cuscuta epithymum, 1672 nucleotides long. The record is from the annotation of a GenBank genome assembly. Lineage: Eukaryota; Viridiplantae; Streptophyta; Magnoliopsida; Solanales; Convolvulaceae.
UUUUUUUUUUUUUUUUUAUGUGCAGGUGGGCCCCAUCCCGUUUGACCAUGCAACACGGAGGGUGCUCUUCUCAUCAAAACAAUGGUCAAGGCUCUCACACAGCAAUGCAAGUUGGAGUUCAGCCCCUCUCCAAGCCAUCAGACUCGGGACUGUCGGCCAUCACUGAAGGCAAGCAUGGGGCGGCCAUGAAACCCAUUCGGGCCAGCCGUGGCCCCAGACCACGUAUGCAUGUGGGGAAAGUUACCGGACAGCAGGCUGAGAUUCUCCCAGAGGUAGCCCCAACUAAGCGGGUCACCGUUUUCGAGGGCCGACCCCUCAAUGUUCCGGACAGAGCGCGCACCCAACCCGUGGACGUGUCAGAUUCUGAUGAUGACUCUGGCGCUUGGGAGGACCCGAAUUCUUGGUGGGACCUCGACAAUAGCGGGAUAGUGAACCUCCCCCCUUGCGUCCAAGACGAGGACCUUGCCGUGGCACGUAGUCUGAUCGGUGCCGAGUGUUCAUCGAAAAUCCCGGAGGCUACUGAAGUACUGAGUGAUCCCCCGGUCCCUUAUUUUGGGGUCCAUAUCCGCUCUCUGGAGUUAGGGAUGGUUGUGCCUCUGCAUCCUUUUCUGGUUCGAUUUCUUCACUUCCUGGGUGUGGCACCGGGCCAACUGGCUCCGGCGGCUCACAUGUUCGUGGCAGCUUUCGUGGCGCGGUGCGAGGACGUGGGCAUCACUCCCACAAUCGAUUUGUUUUUUAGCUGCUUCCAGUGGCGCGCCUCCAGCUUUUUUGCCUCAGUCUCCCAGAGGCCGGUGAGCAAGCUAUUCCGGUCGGGUUACCCUGACUCAGGUAGCCGAUGGAAGAAGAGGUGGAUCUGGGUGUCUGACCCUACCCUUCCAUCACCUCCUUUCCAGUGGGGUGAGCGGCUCCAGAAGUGUGAUCGGGUCGCCCUUUCCCCUGACCUCAAGUCAUCCAUCGAGGUGUUGUCCGCAGGCGGCCCCCGCUCCAUCAGCUCAUACUUAGAUGUGCCCGAUAGGCCUGAGAAACAUAUCGUCGGUGCCGAAUCCGAUGAUGAUGACGAAGAAGCCCAGCCAUUCAUCGCUCGUGUAGCUCCCACGGCCACCAAGGAAAAAGAGCAUGGAGCUCCCCCAAACCGUGUAGCACAGAUUCCGAGGAGGGUGAGGGUUACCUUUGGGCCUCAGCCUGUCGCACCAGCGAAGAAGAAGCAGAAGAGGGAUAUUGUCGACUUACUGGUCGAAUUGGAUGAGUCUGAUGACGAGGAGGUGGAGCCUCAUGUAGCCGCUGCUCCUGUGCUCCCCCAGGUCGCUGCGGGGAAAGGGCACGGAGCCCCCCCGUGCCGAGAGGGGCAUGUUUUGGAGGGGGCGACUGUCACCCCGGAAUUCCAAUCCACCGGGCAGGUGCAUGAAGAUGCUGGUGAGAGGAUGGCUGAGCGGGUUAGCUGCGACACUCAGCACACAGUUGCUUACACAUUCCCAUCUCCGAGUGCCUCGAUCCUGCACGAGGGCUUCCCGGUUGUGGACUAUGCUUCAGCGAUCUUGCCGCCGGGUGACCUCGCACGUAUGACCUCCCAGGGGUUUCAACCCCUCUUGGAGGGUUCCAUUCGGACCCAUGUUGAUGUGAGUGGCCGAUCACAUCUCCGGCAUACUUUGUUUUACCCCUCGAUUCCAUCAUA